This is a messenger RNA of Haliotis rubra (blacklip abalone), 3571 nucleotides long. Its product is annotated as formin-binding protein 1-like. Gene Ontology annotation, biological process: signal transduction. NCBI's taxonomy places the organism in Eukaryota, Metazoa, Mollusca, Gastropoda, Lepetellida, Haliotidae. Bases 150 to 1814 code for a protein of 554 amino acids. The record is from RefSeq and is a predicted model, not a curated record. Gene Ontology annotation, molecular function: protein binding. The transcript is spliced from 15 exons.
AUUGUUGCACAUCUCGCAUUUCCGGAAGUGCGCGUGAGGUGUCCGCCAUGAUUCUAUUGAUCCCAGAAUAGAGGAAAUAGUCUACUGUCAGAUAGAUCAGAACAUAACGUUUCCCGGCUUUUGCCAAACGAAAUUGGACUUAUGCAGUCAUGAGCUGGGGAACUGAGUUAUGGGAUCAGUAUGACAACGUUUCGCUGCACACGUUGAAAGGAAUAGAGUUCUGUGAGAAGUAUACUCACUUCUUGAAGGAAAGAUGUAAUGUGGAAAUGGAAUAUGCGAGAAACCUCAAAAAACUAGUGAAGAGUUAUCAACCACGGAAGAAAGAAGAAGAUGAUUAUGUGUUUUCGUGGUCACGGGCGUUUGUGGACAUGGUGAAGGAGCUGCACGACAUCGCUGGGCAGCAUGAGAUGGUGGCCGAGAACCUACAGGGCACUGUCUUUAAAGACCUGCAAGGCCUCAUCACAGAGCUCAGGCAGGAGAGGAAAAAGCAUUUGCAUGAAGGAACAAGGAUUCAAGAUGCACUUAAACAAUCAUACCAACAGUUAGAUAAGUCAAAACGACAGUAUGAACGGGCUUUCAAAGACAGUGAAAAGGCUCUAGACAAUUACAGGAAGGCUGAUGCGGACAUUAACUUAUCCAGAGCUGAAGUUGAAAAGCAUCGAAUUGUGAUGAAUGCGAAGGCUUCUCAAUGUGAGGAUUGCAAGAACGAGUACGCUGCCCAGCUCCAGCAGACCAAUACUCACCAGAGAGAGUAUUAUUCCGGCAGCAUGCCACAAGUAUUUCAGAAUUUACAAGAUAUGGACGAGAGAAGAGUCAACCGCCUACAGGCCGCUAUAGGUCAGAGUGCGGAGGCUGACAGGAACGUCAUCCCCAUCAUCAACACCUGCAUCGACGGCAUGCAGAAGGCUGCAGCAGCCAUUGAUGCAAAAGAAGAUUCAAAGUUGGUUAUCGAGAGGCACAAGUCAGGGUUUCAGGUCCCCAGUGACAUUCCAUUCGAAGAUCUGAGCAACAUGCAGGCCACAGAAAACUCGAACCACUCCACACCAAAAUCAGCGCCUUCAGACAUGAAAAAUACGUACAAGACAUCCACUGUCUCUGGCAAGAGUCGGAAACGAGGGGGAAUAUUUGGUUUAUUUCAGUCGUCAAAGGUUUCUCUUCGAUGUUAUUGUGUGGAUGACCCAAAGGAAGACUUCAGUGACCUGCCACCCAAUCAGCGUCGGAAGAAGCUGCAGCAGAAGAUUGAUGCAAUCAAGAAGGAAAUGGCCAAAGAACAGGCAGAGAGGGAAGGCAUGUUGAAGAUGAAAGAUGUUUAUGCAAACAACCCCGCUCUAGGAGAUCCAAGUACCUUAGAUAAGAAAAUAGAAGAAAAUGCUCAAAAGAUAGACGAUCUACGGCAAGAUCUGCAUAAGUUUGAGAAUUAUCUAGGUGAGGCGGAUGGUAAACAUCGGCGCCACAGUACAUCUAACGAGUCGCUCUCCCCAAGUGUGUCAGAUGGCAGUACCCCUGCCAGUCAACAGCAGGUCUCCGAGCCAGGAACACCAAACCUGCAGCAUAAUGUGUAUGCGCCUAUUGAUGGAGAUGAAGAAGGGGAGGAUGAAUUUGAAACUUUUCCAAUCAUUGGAACCUGUCGGGCAUUAUAUCCAUUUGAUGGAAGCAGCGAAGGGUCGAUCUCCAUGUUGGAGAAUGAAGAGUUUAACAUCAUAGAGGCUGACCAGGGCGAUGGAUGGACGCGGGUGAAGCGGGACGAUACCUCCGAGGGCUUCGUGCCGACGUCCUACAUCGAGGUCCACCUGUAUGAUCAGGAUCAAGUCUAGCACACCAUGUAGCAUUACCCUAGUUCACAGACCUGAAAGAUGUCACUGUCGGUUGUUAAAAUGAGGAGAUCUCCAGGAUGCAAGCUGCUGAUUGAGUGUCGUGUUUCAUAACCAUGAGAACAUUAAGGUGCCCGGAGCGGGCAGAUCCCACUAGAGUUUGGAACAGAUCGUCUACAUAGUUCCUUCAUCAAGCCAUGCUAUAGAAGAAGUGGCACCCGCACCGUCCUGUUUUAACAGACUGAGAGCCGACUAGGAAUGUGUGAAAGUUGUAUCAUCGGGUGACGAGGUAACGAAGGUCAUCUUUCAAGUGGUCAGCAGCCUACAGCUCCAUGCUUGCAGUCAAUGAGAUGCCUGUGCUGCCCCAUCAGGAGAUGAGGAGGCGGAGCUUGCCUUUGUCAUCAGCUACAUUUAAUUCACUUGUGAUUGCAUCAAAAAACAACUACAUAAAAUACAUGUUAUGACCUUGUGCAGUAGAAGAUUGCAUCAGUUGCCAAGCUACCAAGAUUCACCUUGUGACCUUGAAGGUACAGGAUCCGACUGAUGGUACCUUCAUCUGGGCAGUAUCUGCCUGUAGCCGUAGCAGCUUCCUUCCAGCCUCUCCCACUACAGUUCACGGUCCACGAUGUUGAAUCAGGUCGUUGGCUGACCUGCGUCAGUACUGAUUCCAUAAGGAGGUCAGUCAGCUCGCAAGUUUUAGUCGAUGGUGUCAUUAUUCCCUCAUACCGGAGUGUGACCCGCCUGAUCCUGGUUUAUGUUAACCUUGCUGCACAUUCACUAACCCAGCUUCGUCAGCAUGCUAUAAAACACCAGCCUGAAAUGCAGACCGAGACACCUUGUUGGUAGAGGAUUUCGUCAUCACUGACUGGACACAGGAUUUCUCCUGCUUUAAGUUCUGUCAGCAACACCGUGGACCCUGGAACAAGACUGAAGAAUGAUGCAAUAUGAUAUAAAUGUGUUCUGUAGUUUUCUAGAAGGAAUGUAUGUAUACAAGAGUUACACAGUUGUCGAGGAAAUGUUUUGAUAAUGGACAAAAGAGGAUUGAAUGAAGACAAUUACCUCUUGAUGUAGAUUUGAAUGAUGGAAUAAGGUUUAGUCUUGCAGAUGUCUGAAAGGCUGCUCUUUGAUAACAGAUAUUAGAAGACCGCUGACAAUGCAUUUACAUUGUGCUAUUUACACUCUGUUGGUGGUCAGAUUGGAUAUUAAUGCUGCUACGUCAAAGGGCUGUCUUUCUCCUGUAUAUCAGACUGUAGUUUUGGGAGAGAUAUUGUAACGCUGAUGAUUAUAUCGUGCAAUCAAAUUCUCUGGCUGGAGAUAGACAGAUCAACUUUUUUAAACGAUCAAGGUACACUUUAUACCUUUUUAAAUCUGUUUGAUAUGUGUAGUCAUUUCAUGUUGUAUAUAUUUGAUACUAAUGUACUUAUGCUGGCUUGCUGUACGUUGUUGUUGCUGCUGCUGCUGCCUGCACAGAUCAUCAGCAUUCAGUCGGGAUACAGCACCGGGCACCUGUUGACUCCUGGAGAGGCCCGUGAAAGUAGGGGAAGUAACUCUGUAGUAAUGAUGCUCUUUCAACCAAAGGGAAAGAAAUUCUAUAGUAUCAGGCAUUUGAAUUCAACAUAAGGGGAAGUAACUCUGCCGUGAUGAAUUAAAUAAUGCACAUUCUUUCAUGUAGCUGAAUUGGUUGAGUUUGGCCAACAUUCUCAGUAUGUACAAUUAUUGGUAAUGUUGUGAAAUUCUUCAACGCUAUUUUUGACAAGUGA